Vigna umbellata (rice bean) is the source of this 518-nucleotide messenger RNA. Its product is annotated as signaling peptide TAXIMIN 2-like. The record is from RefSeq and is a predicted model, not a curated record. Lineage: Eukaryota; Viridiplantae; Streptophyta; Magnoliopsida; Fabales; Fabaceae.
AAGAGCGUGUGAAGAAGGUCAACGGGAGAAUAAUAGAAGUCAUUGGAGUUCUCGUCACGGUGGGGUUCCCAACGAAGUUACAUCGAAAUCAACAGGACCUUCAUUCAAACCCUUUCACAAUCUCUCUUCAUUCAUUCAUUCUUCGUCUUCUUCUUCAGUUUCAGAUCGCAGAGAAACACACUCCAAUAAGACACUCGUCACUGCAGAGAAAAACAAGAGAGAGAAAUUAUGGAAGGUGAAUUUUGCGAGUGCAGACCAUUGGGUUUCGUGAUUGGAUUACCCUUCGCUCUGCUUUCAUUGGUUUUUUGUCCUGUAGGUGCUGUCAUCUGGCUUCUUGGGUCAAUAAUGAGUUGUUUGUGUCCAUGUUGGAAGUGUUGUGGAGAAAUCAGCAACGUGGGUGUGAGUCUUGUAAAGUUUCCAAUUAGGGUUCUUACAUGGUUUAUAGAAAAGAUUCCUUGUUGAUGGUGGUUUAAUAUUUUUUUUAUUUGAUUUAAUGUGAAACUCAUAUUUUAUGAGUG